Eublepharis macularius is the source of this 2712-nucleotide messenger RNA. RefSeq names its product cytohesin 4 (gene CYTH4). Gene Ontology annotation, molecular function: guanyl-nucleotide exchange factor activity. Gene Ontology annotation, biological process: regulation of ARF protein signal transduction. Lineage: Eukaryota; Metazoa; Chordata; Lepidosauria; Squamata; Eublepharidae. The transcript has 13 exons. Bases 119 to 1318 code for a protein of 399 amino acids. The record is from RefSeq and is a predicted model, not a curated record.
UCUUUCUCUUGAAGAAAUUUUGACGGUGUCUUUAUGCUGUCUUUUUUGUAUAUGUUCUGGGAAUCCAAAAUGAUCUCUCUGAUAGGAGCACAAUCAACUUAACCCAAAGGAUGAAUGGAUGAAUGAGAAAAUGGGAGUUGCUCUUUUUUCAGGCUCAUCUGACUUGAGUGAGAUGGAAGAGGCUGAGAUUGAAGUAAUCAAGAAGCAUAAGGCAGAACUGCUGGAGGACAUUCAGAGGCUAAAAGAGGAGAUUGCUGAAGUAUUUGCAGAGAUAGAUCAUUUCCAGCAGUCACAAUCCAGCAAACUAAUCCAGAGGGAUAAAGACCUGUGCACAGGAAGAAAGAAAUUUAACAUGGACCCAACUAAGGGGAUCCAAUAUCUGACUGAGCACAAAGUACUGUCCUCAGAUGUUCAAGAAAUUGCCAAAUUUCUUUACAAAGGAGAAGGCCUUAACAAGACAGCCAUUGGAGAUUAUUUGGGACAGAGGGACCCAUUGAACCUCCAGAUUCUUCAGGCCUUUGUAGAGUGCCACCAAUUUGCCAACCUCAAUCUAGUGCAAGCAUUAAGGCAGUUCCUGUGGAGCUUCCGGUUGCCUGGAGAGGCACAGAAAAUUGAUCGUAUGAUGGAAGCUUUUGCCAACUGGUAUUGUCAGUGCAACCCAGGGGUUUUCCAAUCAACAGACACCUGCUACAUCCUCUCCUUCUCCAUCAUUAUGUUGAACACCAGCCUGCAUAAUCCCAAUGUCAAAGACAAGCCCCCCUUUGAGAGGUUUGUGUCCAUGAACAGAGGCAUCAACAAUGGAGCGGAUCUGCAGGAACCGCUGUUAAGGAAUUUGUUUGAUAGUAUCAAGAACGAACCGUUCUCUAUCCCAGAGGAUGAUGGGAAUGAUCUCACCCACACUUUCUUCAACCCCAGCCGGGAAGGCUGGCUCCUUAAACUAGGGGGCAGAGUGAAGACCUGGAAACGGCGUUGGUUCAUUUUAACGGACAACUGCUUGUACUAUUUUGAAUACACCGCGGAUAAGGAGCCUCUGGGGAUUAUUCCCCUGGAAAAUCUUUCUGUUCGGAAAGUAGAUGACCCGAAGAAACCAAACUGUUUUGAACUUUUUAAUGCAAACUGCAAAGGACAGAAGAUCAAAGCCUGCAAAACUGAUGGGGAUGGGAAGGUGGUUGAAGGCAAGCACCAAUCUUACAAGAUCUCUGCAGCCUUGCCAGAGGAGCGUGACCUAUGGAUUGAAGCAAUAAGAACUAGCAUUACUCAAGAUCCCUUCUAUGAUCUAGUUGCAGCUCGUAAGAAAAAGAUCGCCAGCAAAAAAUGAUCCUCUUGCAUACUAUCCUGUUUUGCUGAUAUUCAACUUCCAGGAAAUGAUUUCCUUGGAGUUUUGCCAGCAACUUCCUGAAGGAAACAGAAAUAUGACUGAUAGGCUGGUGAACUGGACUUCCCUUUUCUAUUCCCAGGGCUAGAAUCUGAAGACAUGGACACCAUUUUCAGGAACUGCAGCUCUCUUGUGUGUCUAGAGAAAGAGAAAAACAUUAGUCAGCUUCUGAAUUUCCUCUGACAUUUUUAUGCAUCGUACAAAGCCGGGAUGGAUGCUUGCAAUUCCUUUAUCAUAGAUCUGGGUCUAUAUUAGCAGUUCAAAAGGCACUCAGGAAAGCGAUGCAGCUGCCAUGUCUUUAUAUUGAAAGAACUGAGACAAGUAGAUGGACAUGUUCUUGAGUGGAUGGUCAUUUAACUCCCUAACAAGGCAGGAGAAGCCUGCUUGCAUGGAAUCCUCUCUUUAGAGAUCUCCUAAAUAAUGAUACAGCUUUGAGUGUUUCCUAGCAUGUAGUACAGGAUGAAGAAAUGAAUGACAAAGGACAGUAGUCACUUGGUGAGGUGAAGGAAAAUGAUGCACCGUGGUGGGGUUUGGCAAGAGGAAGAGCUUCUGUAUUAUUGGCUCAUGGAGCUCGGCACAUAAUUCUUCUGUAUGUGUGAACUGCUGCCAACCAAGGUGACUUUAAUGCUGAACUGUGGGUUCUCAGGACAGAACCUUCCAGCCAUCUUGGCUCUGAAAUGACAGUUCAGGGAGUGGGCAGUUCUAGCUGGCCACCUCAUCAAUGCUUGGAGCAGACAAGAAAAAUGGUUAUUAUAGGUAUUGAUAAUAUAUUUAAAGGCCACGCCUUCCCGUGGAUCAAGAAUUGAGGUUUGGUCUGGGAGGCUUGCGUUCAGAUCCCAUUUCUGCUACAACACAGGAUGUGUCCUCAGGCAACUUGUUCUCUAUUGGCCUGCCUUGGUUUCUCAUCUGUGAAAUGAGCAUUAAGAAAUAUCCUCCUCCUGCACUGGGAGCAAACCUGAUAACUACUCUGUAAAGCUCUUUGUGAAGCAGAAAUGCUAUGUAAAUGACACAUGGGCCGGGGGGUGGGGGUGGGGGGCAGGAAUAGUUGGCAUAGAAUGGUAAAAAAAAAACAUUGUUUGGAAAAAAUCAAAAACAAAAUUAUAUAAAAAUAUUUAAUGCAUGAACACACAAACACACUCACAGUCAAAAGGAUGGACAAACGCCAAUGAGAAAAAAAUUAAAACGUGGGGGAAAACAUCUUGUAGCCUUUUACACUUUCAGAUUGGUUUUGUUUAUCAACACCAAACAGAAGCAGUCGGCAUGCUGUGUUGCUGUGGUUCUCAUUCCUUUUCCUUUCCCUGUAACUUAACAGCCUGCAAGCCAUACGUCAAAGUAUU